Vombatus ursinus (common wombat) is the source of this 1447-nucleotide messenger RNA. It is a transcript of the gene SP5, whose product is annotated as Sp5 transcription factor. The transcript has 2 exons. Gene Ontology annotation, biological process: regulation of transcription by RNA polymerase II. The coding region runs from base 118 to 1353 and encodes 411 amino acids. The record is from RefSeq and is a predicted model, not a curated record. Gene Ontology annotation, molecular function: DNA-binding transcription factor activity, RNA polymerase II-specific; RNA polymerase II cis-regulatory region sequence-specific DNA binding. NCBI's taxonomy places the organism in Eukaryota, Metazoa, Chordata, Mammalia, Diprotodontia, Vombatidae.
CACACAGGCGAACGAGCCGGCCGGGCAAAGAAGCUGGGCUGCUCUUCGUCUUCGCCUCGGAGCCUCCAUGCCUCGGCAUUGCCCCGCUGCCCUCCCGUCGCGCCAGGAGUGGUAGCCAUGGCCGCUGUGGCGGUCCUCCGGAACGACUCCCUGCAGGCUUUCCUCCAGGACCGUACCCCAAGCGCUUCUCCGGAGUUGGUCAAACACUCGCCGCUGGCGCUCCUGGCGGCCACCUGUAGCCGAAUCGGACAGCCGGGUGCGGCCGCCCCUCCGGACUUCCUACAGGUCUCCUACGACCCGACUCUGGGCUCACCCUCCAGGAUUUUCCACCCGUGGACUACCGACAUGCCAGCUCACUCGCCAGGAGGCCUACCUCCUCCCCACCCCAGCCUGGGGUUGACGCCCCAGAAGAACCACCUGCAGCCCUCUUUCGGGGCGGCCCACGAACUUCCCCUCACCCCACCGGCAGACCCCUCCUACCCUUACGAAUUUUCACCGGUCAAGAUGCUACCCUCCUCCAUGGCAGCCCUGCCGGCCAGUUGCCCCCCAGCCUAUGUGCCCUACGCCGCCCAGGCCGCCCUGCCACCUGGCUACUCCAAUCUGCUGCCCCCGCCCCCGCCUCCGCCACCUCCUCCGCCUCCCCCACCGCCGCCGCCUCCCCCGCCGCCCUGCCGCCAGCUCUCCCCUAACCCUGUCCCGGAGGACAUUCCGUGGUGGAGCAUCCCGCAGGCCGGGGCCGGGGCAGGAGGCCCAGGCGUGCCCGGGGGCGGCGUCCCAGGAGGCUGCAGCGGGGGCCACCCGGGUCACCACGCCCCGCGCUUCCCUGCAACGGCCACUGCUGCGGCCGCGGCGGCCGCCGCCUUGCAGCGCAGCCUGGUGCUGGGCCACUCGGACUUUGCCCAGUACCAGAGCCAGAUCGCCGCCCUGCUACAGACCAAGUCCCCCCUGGCGGCCACGGCCAGGAGGUGCCGCCGCUGCCGCUGCCCCAAUUGCCAGGCAGCGAGUGGAGCCCCCGAGGCGGAGCCCGGCAAAAAGAAGCAGCACGUCUGCCACGUCCCCGGCUGCGGCAAGGUGUACGGCAAGACGUCGCACCUGAAGGCGCACCUGCGCUGGCACACGGGCGAGCGGCCCUUCGUCUGCAACUGGCUCUUCUGCGGCAAGAGCUUUACGCGCUCGGACGAGCUGCAGCGGCACCUGCGGACUCACACGGGCGAGAAGCGCUUCGCCUGUCCGGAGUGUGGCAAGCGGUUCAUGAGGAGCGACCACCUGGCCAAGCACGUGAAGACGCACCAGAACAAGAAGCUCAAGGCGGGAGAGGCCGGGGUCAAGCGGGAAGACACCCGGGAUCUCUGAACGUCCCCACCACAACCGUCCCUGACUCAUGCCACUGCGCCCUCCCCGCCAUCGUCCCGGGGCCUGAGAGGCCCCGGGAGCCGCUUGCACCAAC